AAAGACCCUUCAAACGUAGUGUAUUUGAUCAUUCCUUUCGAUAAGGAGAAGAAAUUGAAAUACAUUCCGACCAAUAGUUUCGAGAGAUACAAAAGUACCCUAAAACCCUAGCCGCACCCGUUGCUUUUCACGUACUGCUUCAUCAAUCGACAGAUUCUCCAGGUGUCUCUCCUUCAUCGAUUGAAGUAUGGCUUAGCGUCUUCACCGAUCGAUUUCUUCCUCUUGACUCCUUCUCUGCAGGUGGUCAAACCUGAGAGCAUUACAUUCUAAUUCCUUUGACAGAUUACAUUCCAUCCAAAAACAUUCUGCAAACACCACCUCACUAUCCAGACGAGGACGGAGGAUCUCCCCCACUUUCCAAAUGCUAACUCGUCUACUCAUAAGACCCUCAAGCCUCCGUUUCGUAGCCCUAAAUUCAUCAUAUCAAUCUCACCACAAGCAUCACCAUCCUUCUCUGAUUCAAAGCCCUUGCUCCUCUUCAUUCUUUUCAAGCAUCUCACGCUUUUUUUCGACCAACAACAAUAAUGGUAGUAAAUCAUCAGAUUUGUGGAAGAUUUCAACGGAAAAUGAAGAAAGCAUCGAAUCUGUGUUUGGUGAAGUUACCAAGAGCCUUGAAGAUUUCGUUGGUGGUGGGGAUGCAGUAAAAAAUCAUAAGGAAGAGGAGUCUUGGUUCAGUAGCGAAUGGAAGGAGAAAGGAGGGGGCAAUGAUGUAGAACAUGAUAUAUUCAAAGUGAUAGAGAGUGAGGGUAAAAGGACUGAGGCGAGUCGUGUUAAUGAUAAGUGGGGGACAGGGGAAGGAUUUACAGAUUGGAAAUUUGGGGUGGGAGAUCAGAAGGAUGGUGGAGAAGCUGAAAUAUUUGAUAUUGGGGAUGCAGGAGUUUCGGAAUCGGCUGGGCUUGAUGGCGAUGUAAAAUUGGAAAGUCAAAAUAAAGAAGAAGAUAGAUUCCUGGAGAUCGAGGAGAAAGCUCUAUCAGAGGUACUCAAAGGUGGUCCAGAUCACGCAUUUGGCGACCUAAUUGCUGCAUCGGGAAUCACGGAUGAGAUGUUGGAAAGUUUAAUGGCCCUCAAGGACCUAGAUGACGUUCCAGGAUUACCCCCACUAAGCGAAAUUGAGGAGAUGCGGUAUGAAAAGAAUACCAGCAAGUCCACCAGAGCUGACAUAGAGCGACAGAAGCAAGAGGAAAUUACCAAAUCACGUGUUAGACAGGUUGAUAGUCAGGGUAGGGCUUAUGGCACGGGGAAAAGGAAAUGUAGCAUUGCCCGUGUCUGGGUUGAACCUGGCGAUGGUAAAUUUGUCAUUAAUGACAAACAAUUUGAUGUCUAUUUCCCCAUGCUUGAUCAACGGGCUGCUCUUCUUCGUCCUCUUUCAGAGACAAAAACGUUGGGUCUUCUCAAUGUCAAUUGUACUGUCAAAGGAGGUGGCGUGUCAGGUCAAAUUGGUGCAAUCCGUCUUGGUAUGAGCAGGGCGUUGCAAAACUGGGCACCUGAUCAAUUCCGUCCUCCUUUGAAACAAGCUGGUUUCUUGACAAGAGAUUCGAGAGUCGUGGAAAGAAAGAAACCUGGAAAGGCGAAAGCAAGAAAGAGCUUCCAAUGGGUCAAGCGUUGAGGUUUUUUUCUUCUUCACAAAGGGGAUUACUUUGUUUCAUGAUGGUUAGUUAACAUACGAUAUCGAUAACAUUAUCAUUAUCAUAUCAUCACCUUUUUGAACUGUGUGUUAUCUCUACCAAUUUUAGAGCUUGGUUAUCGAGUUAGAGCGCGAUUAAAGUAGUUACCUGGUUUUUAGAGUUUUUCUGUUUGCAUUAUAAGUCAUGUAACGGCAGAAUUAAUAAAUUUGUUAUUGGAUUAAUAUAGUGUUUCAAUUGCAUUUA
Molecule: messenger RNA, 1868 nt
Organism: Cynara cardunculus var. scolymus (artichoke)
Lineage: Eukaryota; Viridiplantae; Streptophyta; Magnoliopsida; Asterales; Asteraceae
Product: 30S ribosomal protein S9, mitochondrial
Exons: 5
Coding region: 362-1606 (414 amino acids)
Biological process (GO): translation
Cellular component (GO): cytosolic small ribosomal subunit; ribosome
Molecular function (GO): RNA binding; structural constituent of ribosome
Source: RefSeq, a predicted model, not a curated record